Messenger RNA from Motacilla alba alba, 1518 nucleotides. It is a transcript of the gene MRNIP, whose product is annotated as MRN complex interacting protein. Gene Ontology annotation, cellular component: nucleus. Gene Ontology annotation, biological process: mitotic G2 DNA damage checkpoint signaling. The record is from RefSeq and is a predicted model, not a curated record. The transcript is spliced from 7 exons. NCBI's taxonomy places the organism in Eukaryota, Metazoa, Chordata, Aves, Passeriformes, Motacillidae. The coding region runs from base 110 to 1204 and encodes 364 amino acids. Gene Ontology annotation, molecular function: chromatin binding.
CCGGUGUCGCUCCCGGUGCCGGUGUCGCUGCCCGGCCGUGGUUCCCGGUGUCGCUCCCGGUGCCGCCGCCGAGGGGCGCUGGCGGCCGCCGCGGGGUCACGUGACCGCAAUGGCGCAGCGGUUCUGGGUGCUGAGGUGCUGCUGCUGCCGCCGCUUCCAGGGGCAGCAGGCCAAGCGCGGCGGGCGGUGGAGCUGCAGCGUGUGCGGCCAGCGGCAGGCCGUGCAGAAGGUUUAUGGGCAGGGCUCGGGCCUGGAGUGCAGGCGCCACGUCCAGAAGCUGAACUUGCUGCAGGGUGAAGCAGAGGAGGCGCUUGGUUGGACAUCUUGGUGUGUAGAAGACACUGUAAAUGACAGCAAAAAUAGAGCAGCACAGCAAGAGGACAGUUCAGUCCAGCAGGAGGGAAGGACAGAAGGCAGUCGCUGGAGUAAGUAUCUGGACCAAGAGAGUGAGGAUCAAGAAGAUGAGGAGGAGGCAGCUCUGGAAAGGCAACAGUUCUGUUCCCAGAGAAAGAACACUGUGGGAGAACAAAGGAAACACCAGAAGCACUUCCUCUCCAGUGAUGUUCCAGAGCAUGCAGAAGGAAGUGGAGUUUCUCAGCUUGUCUAUCAAGCCAAAAAAGUUAAAACCACUGAGUGCAAGAAAUGCUUUGUAGCAGUGCCUGCUGGACAUGAUGGAGAUGCUGAUUCUGGAGGCACUGUGGUUCCUGCUGUCUGUGAGAGUGUAGUGCCUGAGAAUACACAGCCCCCAACUGCUUGUACCAAACCAUCCAAGUGGGGAAAAUUUCUCUCAUUAUCUGACAGCUCUAGUGAAAAUGCUGCUGCGGUGACCAUGGGACUGCAGGAGGGCAGUGGUGGUGUGGGGCUGGACAGCACAGCUGCUGGUGAGGCCUGGAGGUGCUCAGGACAGGCUGGAAGAACUCUGCCUCAGGGUACAGGUUUUGAGUUUAAAAAGUGUGUUGCUAGCACUGAGGAUCUGGCCUCAAGCCAGGCCAGCAGCAGGUGCGCAGUUGAGGAUGUGCUCAGAGAAACCCACAACCCAGUGCUAAGGGUGGGAUCUGCUGCAGAGACCGCUGCAGGAAGGGGCUGCUUGGAUACCACAGGGAGGGGAAACAGCCUUGUUAACUCUUGCCCUAGACCAAAGCUGAGCAACAUUUCUUGUGAGCAACUCUUCUGCACAGGUGAGGAGUUUGAUGAUGAUCUCUGAAGUUCAGGCAUCGCUGGCAUGUCGUUCUUGGCUCUAAUGCAUUUGAGAUGGUUUUCACUGAGACAGUUUUGAACUAAAGGUGGUUUCACUCAAAGCCAUAGAGAACUGCACUAUUAAAGUUGUUUACUUGCUUGUUGGUUGUUUGGGGGGAAGGAGGGAGAAGAGACUGUUGCUCUCAGGUUACAGGGUUGUCUAGCAACCUCAGCAGCUAGAAAUAGGAAUGGAAUUAGGUCAGCCUGGGGAGAGAAAGCUCCCAGGCUUUAAGGAUUCCUGGCCUGUACAAUUAAAUUCUGUGAUUAACUCCUCCUUACAAA